This is a messenger RNA of Hyaloscypha bicolor E, 1243 nucleotides long. Its product is annotated as dienelactone hydrolase family protein. Gene Ontology annotation, molecular function: hydrolase activity. Lineage: Eukaryota; Fungi; Ascomycota; Leotiomycetes; Helotiales; Hyaloscyphaceae. The transcript has 2 exons. The record is from RefSeq and is a predicted model, not a curated record. The coding region runs from base 212 to 1042 and encodes 276 amino acids.
AGGUCAGGUCGGAUUAAACACAAAACUUGGAUUCGAAAUUCUCCUACGGACUUUCUUUUCUUCCUUCGACAGAAACUUGCCCACGGCAGAACCAUUGGUGUCGUUGUUUACCUCUACCGCUUCGCGUUCGCAGCCCUGCAGGUCAGCGGGUUCCACCCACUUUGGCAUCAGCUCGUGCUUAUCGGCACUUAAGGACCCGGAAAGAGACCAAAUGUCUGGGAUCACUUGCCCGGAUUGCCUCAGCGGCUCCAUAAAAGAUGGAAAGCCAUCUGGGGAAGUUACCACUAUUCACAGCUUGCCGGCAUAUGUUGCGCGUCCGGAAGGUACUCCCAAAGGACUGGUCGUCCUGAUCCCUGAUAUAUUUGGCUGGGAACUCUCAAAUUGCCGUUUGCUGGCAGAUGCCUAUGCGAAAGAAGGCGGAUUUCUUGUUUACCUCCCUAAUUUCAUGAAUGGCUUCAUCCCCUCUGCAGGAGCUAUGCACUCAAUGGAAGCUCUCCUGGCACCUUCUCCAUCGAUUUUCACAACUAUCUUCUACAAACCGUUGUGGCUUCUCAGAGUGGCUGGAGCUGCCAUACCAUUUCUGUUCUACAACGGCGAAUCUGUCAUCAAGCCAAAGGUCUUCAAGUUCCACGAAUCGCUCCGCUCCGACCCGGAAACCAAGUCUUUGAAGAUUGGUUCUGCCGGCUUGUGCUGGGGCGGCAAAUACACUAUACACUUGGCACAAGAGCCAAACUUGAUCGACGUCGGGUUUACCGCUCAUCCGUCAAAGAUGAAGUUCCCCGAGGAUUGGGACAAUGUGAAAAUCCCGCUGUCGAUUGCAAUUGGAGAUGUGGAUAUGGGCAUCAAAAUCGACAUGGUGAAAGAUAUCAAGGCUUUGUUGGAGGGAGAGAGCAAACAGAGUGGACAGAAUGAGGUUGUGAUCUAUCCUGGGGCGAAGCACGGAUUUGCUGUAAGAGCGGACCCAAAGGAUGAUGGGCAGACAAAGAGUGCAGGGGAGGCAUUGAAGCAAGCUAUUAACUGGUUCGCUAAGUGGAUGGUGUGAAGGAUAUGCUUAUUCCUUCUGUUUCAAUUUCUGGUGCGACUUAGUUGUAUUAAGAUGAGAUGGGUUGAGUUGGUUGCUCGAGGCUGCGGUGGUUCUGCGUCACCCAUUGAUUGAAGUACUCUUCUAGACAGAUGUAUCUGCAUCAGGUUUGCGUACCGUUAUUCGAUACACUUUGAAAUAUCUAAAAGUUAAAAAGCAAGG